AUGGCCGUAACACGCUCUCAAUGGCAGAACGACCGCCCCCAGACCCGGGGGGCCAAGGUCACCCGACGACCCCCGCCAGCACCACUACCACUACCAGGUAGGAAGAGGAGUGCCGACGGAGCAGAAGCUCCAUCUGCCAAGAGAAGGAGACUGCCCUCCGGAUCCGCCGCGGCAGUACCAGCAGCUCCCGCCCAGCCUGCGCCGGUCUCUCCUCCUCCUCCACCUCCGCCGCCGCCGCCACCACCACCCUACGUUCCGGCCCCAGUGCCAUCGCCAACAUCAGUCGUACCACUCCGCAAGAACGACUCUCUCCGUGCUCCCCGCCCCGCUGCUACCAGAGCGGAGGCUCAAAAGACGCUCGAAUCACAGCGUACUGCCAUGCAGUACCAGACAAACCGAUUCGCGCACCGCCCGGGCUGGCCGGGGGUGCCAGCACGAGCCGUCACGGGACUCGAAAUCCCGGACGAGAACGAGUGCUUCGCGAAGGUCCAGCGGGACUGGGACGCAUUGGAGAGAGAUCGGAGACGCGACCUCCGGAAAAACACCAUCCGCACCACCGAGUACUGGCUCGACGAGCGCACCGACUAUCCGAAGCCGCACGAGGCUCUGCAGCGGAGAUGGCGGUUGGCGACGGCGGCGGAGGCACGGGCGUUCUUCGAGGAGAACGGCAAGGUGCCAGCCUGGAAGCUGACCAGCGUUUGGGAGAGCAAUGGUCAGUGGAAGGGCUGUGACGCCGACAAGUGGUGGUUCCACACCGUGGUGUCUCCCGGUCAGCCCAGUUGGGUUUGCCGGAAUGCACCGGCGACGUGGAGGUGUGCUUGUGGGGAGGAACGACCAAAGUACGAUUAG
Messenger RNA from Drepanopeziza brunnea f. sp. 'multigermtubi' MB_m1, 849 nucleotides. RefSeq lists its product as uncharacterized. Lineage: Eukaryota; Fungi; Ascomycota; Leotiomycetes; Helotiales; Drepanopezizaceae. The record is from RefSeq and is a predicted model, not a curated record.